Impatiens glandulifera is the source of this 1628-nucleotide messenger RNA. Its product is annotated as UDP-glucuronic acid decarboxylase 1-like. Gene Ontology annotation, biological process: D-xylose metabolic process. Lineage: Eukaryota; Viridiplantae; Streptophyta; Magnoliopsida; Ericales; Balsaminaceae. Gene Ontology annotation, cellular component: cytoplasm. The transcript has 5 exons. The record is from RefSeq and is a predicted model, not a curated record. Bases 166 to 1464 code for a protein of 432 amino acids. Gene Ontology annotation, molecular function: UDP-glucuronate decarboxylase activity; NAD+ binding.
AACAGAAUGUAGUUUUUGUACACACAAAAUGAUGAUAAUAAGAAACUGACUAACAAUGGCGGUGGCUUACCAUUACCAAGCUCAGAAUCUCUAACACUACACUUCCCUCCAUUUCCAUUCAAUUCCUUCUUCAUCUCUCUCAAAUCGAAGAAACGACCGAGAAUCAUGAAACAAUUGUACAAACAGUCGACUGUCAGUCACCGUCGAGACGAGGAAUUACCAUCAUCAACCCUCACACCGACAUACUCAACCAAGAUCCAAAAACAUCCAAGGUCUCUCCCUAGAUCCAUCACCUACCUUCUCAAAGAACAACGACUUCUCUUCGUUCUCGUGGGUAUUCUAAUCGGUUCAACUUUCUUCAUUCUCCAACCUAGUCUUUCCCGAAUCGUCCCUUCCGAACAACACUCUUCAAUUGCCAGAUCGGUGUCUCUCUAUGGCCGUGAAUCAUUACCCACGUAUGGAUACGGUAGGGAGGUUGGUGGGAGAGUUCCUGUUGGGAUUGGUAGGCGGCGGCUUAGGAUUGUUGUUACUGGUGGUGGGGGAUUUGUGGGUAGUCAUCUUGUUGAUAAGUUGAUUGCUAGAGGGGAUAAUGUAAUUGUUAUUGAUAAUUUCUUUACUGGGAGGAAGGAAAAUGUUAUGCAUCAUUUUGGGAAUCCGAGGUUUGAGCUUAUUAGACAUGAUGUUGUUGAAGCUAUAUUGUUGGAGGUUGAUCAGAUCUAUCAUUUGGCUUGUCCUGCUUCUCCUGUUCAUUAUAAGUAUAAUCCUGUGAAAACAAUCAAAACUAAUGUGAUGGGAACGCUUAAUAUGUUGGGUUUGGCUAAGAGAAUUGGGGCGAGGUUUUUGCUUACUAGUACAAGUGAAGUUUAUGGGGAUCCUCUUGAACAUCCACAGAAAGAAACAUAUUGGGGACAUGUCAAUCCAAUAGGUGUUAGGAGUUGUUAUGAUGAAGGAAAACGAACAGCUGAAACAUUGACAAUGGAUUACCAUCGUGGUGCUGGUGUUGAGGUCCGCAUAGCUAGAAUUUUCAAUACUUAUGGGCCUAGAAUGUGUUUGGAUGAUGGAAGAGUUGUCAGCAACUUCGUAGCACAGGCGAUAAGGAAACAACCAUUGACUGUGUAUGGUGAUGGAAAGCAAACUCGAAGCUUUCAAUAUGUAUCAGAUUUGGUGGAUGGAUUGGUGGCAUUAAUGGAAGGAGAACAUGUUGGUCCAUUUAACUUGGGAAAUCCAGGGGAAUUCACGAUGUUAGAAUUGGCAGAGGUGGUGAAAGAAAGUAUUGAUCCUAGUGCGACAAUUGAAUUCAAACCAAAUACAGCAGAUGAUCCACAUAAGAGGAAACCAGAUAUUAGCAAGGCUAAAGAACUUCUUAAUUGGGAACCAAGAGUUUCUCUUCGUGAUGGCCUUCCAAGGAUGGUUUCUGAUUUUAGGGACCGAAUCUUGAACGAAGAUGAAGGCAAAGGUAAUUAACACUAACUAAAUAUAUAUAUAUAUAUGAAUGUCAUGCCAUGGAUUGAGUGAUAUAGUUUGUAUUCAUUUCUAUUCAUUCCACUUCCCUUCCAUUCCAUUAAUAUUGUUCCAGUUACUAUAUGAAUUGAUGAUGAUGGUAAUGAAUAUUAUUGUGUUUUUCACUA